AUGUCCGCUUCCGAAGCAGCUACGACCGACUCGACUCGCACAGGUUCGAUGUUCUUGUGGAAGGGAAGACGUGACGGUGCUCGAUCUCCGACGCCAUAUCCUGAAAAGCAUUUCGUCAGGUGGAGCUCGGAAGAGAUCCUCACUGCCAGGAUUCACGGCGCUCCCUGCGGCUCUGAUCGGCUCGACUCGGCAGACCCAUCGCCACCUUACAAGGGCAAGGAUUUCGAUCUCGAAUUGACAAACAAAUCAUCGCUUCGAAGACCUCGACAUGCACCAUUUCUGAACUUUAGGGGAAAGUAUAAAGGAAAGCUGGAAGUGGAGGAGUCAGAAGCUGAGCUUGAGGACAUCGAGUUGCGUUUCUUGUUGCUGAUUAUCAGCAGUCGGUGA
This is a messenger RNA of Ostertagia ostertagi, 387 nucleotides long. NCBI's taxonomy places the organism in Eukaryota, Metazoa, Nematoda, Chromadorea, Rhabditida, Trichostrongylidae. The record is from the annotation of a GenBank genome assembly.